This is a messenger RNA of Tetrahymena thermophila SB210, 1413 nucleotides long. RefSeq names its product FHA domain protein. Lineage: Eukaryota; Ciliophora; Oligohymenophorea; Hymenostomatida; Tetrahymenidae. The transcript has a single exon. Gene Ontology annotation, molecular function: mRNA binding; protein binding. The record is from RefSeq and is a predicted model, not a curated record.
AUGAACAGCAUGUAUGAUAGUGAUCCCUUUGAUUGGGACUAAAAUCAAGUUCUUAAUUUUAUGAAUAAUAUGAAAUGUUUAAAAAAGCUUUUAGAUAACCAACAAAACCUAGCAAAGUAUAGAGGUUCUGAUUUUAUCAUGAAUGAAGAAGUUUAGAUAUUUGCUUUCUUUAAGGCCUCUACCCCAGAAGAAAAAAAUCAAUUGCGAGAGGUGAAAAAUCAAAUAAUAUAAAAGCACAAUACUUAUAAAAGUUAAAACAUCGAUGAUUUUGAUAUUAUUUAAGAUUCAGUUCAGCUUAUAGUUACAAACGAUAAUGAUAUUUUCGAUUCUAGGCAGGCAUCGAAGAAAUUAGAGUACUCUGACAGUUUAAAUACGGACAUAGAAAAAGCAAAUGAGAUGAUAAUCAAGUAUUACGAUUUACCUUAUGAUCCAUUUGAUUUCGAUACUCCUAUGCAAUACGAUCAAGCAAAAAAUGAUUAUGAAAGCUAUUUAAGAAAAUGCCCUCUAUACCAUUAGUAUUAAGAUUACAAAUCAAAAAGAAGUAUUAAUCGUAAAAUAGAAACCUAAUUAAUCCUUGAAAUCAAGAGAACAUAGGGAUAGAAUGAGCCUGGCUCCUAAUCUGUCGAAAAAUUUGCAAUUAAAGAAAAUUAAUCAGUAACAUUAGGUACUAAAUAUUGUGAUAUAAUUCUAAAAGACAAUGCUGUUUCUAGAAAGCAUGUCUUAAUAGAAAAUAUUAAUGGCGUAUGUAGCAUUAGAGAUUUAGGAAGCUCCUGUGGCACUUUUAUCAGAAUCAAAAACCAUUAAAUACCUCUCAAAGAAGGAUCUAUUUUCGAAUGCGGUUUUUAAGAAUUUUAAAUUAAUAAAAUCUAAGCAGAAGGCGAUUCAGCAAAAGUAAAAUUAACUAUCUACGAUGGCAUUGAGCAACACAAAGGAAAACAAUUUGAUCUUAACAUUUAGAACCGCUUUUUAAUAGGUCGUGAUAUCCGCUGCCAUUUUGGUUCUCAAUUCUCUGAUGAUAAGGACCUUAGUUCUUAUCAUGCUAAGCUCUCUAUAAAAGAUAAUGUCUUAUCAAUUAUGGACCUUGAUUCGUAAAAGGGAACCUGGCUACGUCUUUCUCCAUAAAAAGAAGAGAGUCCUAAAUAUUAAAUUUAAAAUGAAAGUGAAAUUAAAAUAAACCCGUUUCUGUUAAUAGUAAAAAUAAAUUAAAUGGGCGAUGUUGUUGUUAAUUAAAGUUAGCAGUACAGUAAUGGGAUGUGUUUAAACUGUAAAGCUGUUAAAGCCAAUAUCUAAGCAAACCCAUGCCAACAUGUUAUAUGCUGCAAAGCCUGCUAUUAAAAAUUAAGUUUUAAAGUCUGUCUUCGUUCUGAUUGCAACACUCCAAUUAAAUCAGUUGAGCCCUUAUAUAACGUUUGA